Plasmodium gallinaceum is the source of this 999-nucleotide messenger RNA. RefSeq names its product conserved Plasmodium protein, unknown function. The annotation marks the transcript as partial. The record is from RefSeq and is a predicted model, not a curated record. The transcript has 9 exons. NCBI's taxonomy places the organism in Eukaryota, Apicomplexa, Aconoidasida, Haemosporida, Plasmodiidae.
AUACAAUGCAGAAGUAUAUUGUAUAAAUAUUUAAAUUAUUAUGAUGAGAGUAUAAAAUACAACAAUUUCAUUAAUUUAAAUAAUUUAAAUUUAAAAACAUAUAUUAUUUAUAUAUUUAAUAAUCUACAUCAGAUUUACAAUGAUGAAGGUUUAAAAGGAUUAUAUAAAGGAGUAAUACCUAUGCUAGCUCAUAUAAUAUCAAAAAAAUCUAUUUAUUACUUUUUGGAAAAACUACAUUUUGUUAUAUUCAAAAAAAUAAGAAUAAAGAAAAAAAGAGAUAAAUAUGAUAAAAAGAUAUUUUUAAAUUAUGAAAGAAGAUUGGAAAAUAAGAAAGAAAAUACAAAUAAUUUUAUUGGAGAUAAUACCAAUUAUAAAAUAGUUAAGCAUAUUAAUUUUGUUAAAGAAGAAAAUAAUUUUAUAAAAAAAAAAAAGAAAAAGAAGUUUUUUCAUUUAUCGAUUUAUCAUAGUUUUUAUGAAUAUAUUAGUUGUAUCUUAUCUUAUCCAUUAUUAAAUAUAUCAACCAAAUUAAUAAUUUUCGAAAAUAAUUCAAGAUCUUUAAUUUAUAAUUUAAAAAAUAUUGUCCAUUUGACAUAUAUGUAUGACGGUUUUUACGGUUUUUUUAAAGGGUUGAAUAAUUAUUUAAUCAUUCAAUCAAUGGAUAAAGUUUUAAAUUGUUUUUUGUAUUUUAUGUUUUCAAGUAAUUGUUCUUAUGAUAAAGUUCUUACAAUUAAAGUAGUUUUAUCAACAUGUUUGAAUACAAUUAUGGCACCAUUUAUUCAAUUUUCUAUAUUGAAUAGAUCUCAAUCCCAUGUUCCUGGAUUGUGUAAGGAUACAACAUUUAAUCAAUUUUUUAAUAAUUUUCAUUGGAAAAGUCAUUUGUCUAAUAUAUCUGUCGGCUUAGCUGUAGCAGGAAUUCAGCUAAUGAUCAUUGCAUUAUUACCAAAAGAUACCCCAAAAAAUGAUGAUAUAAUGGAUAAAGAAAAGGAUGAAUAUUUUUAA